Molecule: messenger RNA, 1965 nt
Organism: Penicillium argentinense
Lineage: Eukaryota; Fungi; Ascomycota; Eurotiomycetes; Eurotiales; Aspergillaceae
Product: putative mRNA cleavage factor complex component Pcf11
Exons: 4
Coding region: 1-1965 (654 amino acids)
Biological process (GO): termination of RNA polymerase II transcription
Cellular component (GO): mRNA cleavage factor complex; cytoplasm
Molecular function (GO): mRNA binding; RNA polymerase II complex binding
Source: RefSeq, a predicted model, not a curated record
AUGUCGGGCCUGCCGUCCGACGACCUCGUCGAGGACUACCGGGUCUCUCUGGAGGACCUGACGACCAACGAUCGCUUCCAAAUCAAUAACCUGACCGUCAUCGCGCGAGAGAACACAGAGCAUGCCAUGGCCAUUUCACGAGAGCUGGAAAAUCACAUCAAAAAGACGCCUCCGCAGCAGAAGCUGCCAGCCCUGUAUGUAGUCGAUUCCAUCGUGAAGAACGUUGGAACUCCCUACACACUCUUUCUGGGACGCAACAUGUACCAGACGUUUAUGAACGCCUACACCCUGGUUGAUGGGCCGACCCGCCGCAAACUCGACGAGAUGCUCAAGACUUGGAAGGAACCGGUGCCCGGUUCUCUCGACACUCGCCCCGUCUUCCCGCCCGAGGUCACCCGCAACAUCGAGAGUGCGCUGAUCAAAGCGCGCACGGCAGCCCUCGAGCGAGAUCGGACCGUCAAUCGUGGCCGUACUGGAGGAACCCCGACGGGCUGGAAGAACAGUCCAAUUCCGCCGCAAGCCAUGCCUCAUCCGCCGCCGCAGCACCCUUACGGUGGACGGGCUUCCAAUACAUCGGUAUGUUCCGCUCGUGAUCCACGGCUUGCGCUGCAUGCGCCGUCAGUUCUGUCUAACAGGGAAUUCAUGAGGCAGACCCCUCCUCAGGGCAACUCCCCCAAUAUGACUCUAGAAUCUCUCCAUCGAGACCUCAACGCCUUGGUUGAGGGAGCACGGGCAGCCUUCGCCCGUAGCCCGUUCGAUAUCUCAUGCCAGCAACGCUUGCAGGCGCUACUGGAUCUUCAGAGGAUUCUCCAGCAACAACAGCUCCCCCCAGAUCAGCUGAGGAUUGUUCAGGAUCAAGUCUCUUCGCUUGCCGCGACACAGCCAGGACCAGCACCCGCACCCAUUGCUCAGAACUCCGUCCCCAGCGCCCCCGUGGCAACGCCUCCAGUGCCCGUGUCGACUCCGCCAACACAACCAACUCCCCAAUCUUUCCAAAGCCUUUUCAACCCGGGCACCUUGGCCGACCUUAUCAAAGCAACGGCCAAUCCUCAGCAACCUACUCCGCCGCCACAGAUUCCCAACCCUCUUACUCAAAUGCCUCCAAUGCCUCCGAUGCCUCCCGCCAGCGGCACACCGCAGCCCGCUGAAAACCCUCUCAUUCAAGCUCUUCGAAUGCAUGGGCUUUUACCCUCUGCAUCUGCACCGCCAGCCAUGAUGUCCGCAGGCGGCACACCACGCGCGGGACCAUUGCCAUUCCUCAUGCCCGGCCAACCGCAUUCGACACCUCCAGCACCGACACCUCAACUGGCGUCUGCCUCCACGGUUCCCAUGAACACCGCCUCCAUGAAAAUUCCUCGAAUCGCUCUUGUCGCCUCUCUUUAUGAGGCCAAGCCCAACCGAUGUGGAACUUGUGGCCUGCGUUUCCUCGCCACCGCAGAAGGCCGAGAGAAGAAAGCCCGGCACCUGGAUUGGCAUUUCAAGACCAACCAGCGUAUGGUCGACGCAUCCAAGCGCGCACAGAACCGCAGCUGGUAUGUCGAUGAAAGGGACUGGAUCAAGUCCCGCGAAGCUGGAGACGACACCGGCCCAACCGACACACAGGCCACGAUCGAAGGAGAAACCGGUGUACCCGGCGAUCCUGCCAAACAAGGACCCCCGAAGGCCUGGAUUCGGGCACCGAACGACGCCAAGCUACGCAAUACGCCCUGUCCCAUCUGCCAGGAAAUGUUUGAAUCGACUUGGUCAGAGGAUGUACAGGAUUGGAUCUGGCAAGAUGCCAUUCAGGUUGCCGCCCGCGUUUACCAUGCCAGCUGCUAUGCCGAGGUAACCAGGGAUGGUCCUGCGCCGCGCAGUUCAACACCGCAGGCUCGAACUGGCACACCGGAUUCGGUGCUGGGCAAGCGCAAGGCAGAAGGCAACGACUCUCCAGGGAAUACCACGCGCGUUAAGAUGGAACCCAUGUGA